UGGUCCUUUGCCAUAGUAGCAUUGACACAUUCGUGGGCGGUACGUAGACUAAGGCUCGCACAGGCUUUGAUUUCUACAUCAAUAAAUCCACAUAAAGUGGUUUUAUCAGGAGAAAUGGAGGACACGAAACCCGAGGAGACGAAUGUGGACGAGCAGAAAGAUGACGAGAACAAGAUUUUCCAAGAAAAACUAGAGGAAGCCAAACUGAAGGCCAAGUACCCUCACCUGGGCAAUAAGCCUGGAGGAUCAGAUUUGCUCAGGAAGAGACUACAGAAGGGGCCAAAGUACUUUGACUCGGGUGACUACAACAUGGCAAAGGCUAAAAUCAAGAACAAGCAGAUUCCUGCGGCACAGACAGAGAAGGCUGAGAUCACCGGAGACCACAUCCCAACCCCUCAGGACCUGCCGCAGAGGAAACCCUCUCUGGUGGCCAGCAAACUGGCCGGCUGAUACCUGCUGCUUUCCUUCACUCCACACUCCCACUUCCUGUUUCUUCAUCUACAUUUAUCUCUGAUCCUGCAUUCCUGCCCUCAUCCUUUCUCAUUUCCUGUCCUCUGAAAACACACUGAAUAUUCAUAGGGUUGCAGAUGUUACAGAGCUCUAAGAACUGAAGCCACACUGUGAGAUGGGUUGGGUCGUGGCUCUGAACAGGGUGAAGUUCUCAAAGGUUUCGUGAUAUUUUAAUGUGUUGUAAUAUGUAGUUAAAAGUUUACAUAUUUGAUAGAGGGCAAACAGCCUUUUACAUUUGUUUUACAUUUUAAUUUCAGCCAUUCCUGAAUUACCCACUGCUUAAAGAGAUGCAUAUAAUUGUUAGCAUUUAUUCACCCUCAUGUUGUUUCAAACCUUUUUGACUUCUUUUCUUCUGUGAAAAACAAAACGAGAAGUUUGCAGGAUGUCCUGGGUGCUCUUUGUCCAACAAAUAACGAAAUGGACACUAGCUGUAAAGGUUCCAAAAGGACUAAAUUAAAUUCCAUAAAUAUAGUCGAUAGGAUUUAUAUACCUGUAUAUUGUAAGUCUUCUAAAGUCAAAUUUGAGCUUGUUCUGUUCAAAACUAUCAAAUAUGCCUUGUUGUGUUCGUUCUCAAAACAUGCAAGAAUCUGUGGUAUUUGAUGACUUUGACUGAACACCCGCUGUGAGGUUUAAACAUAUUGUUUUGUUUUUGUGAUUAUUAGGAUUUAGAAUUUUGGGGGGUUUAGAAGACUUUGUAUAAAACACUUGUUUGACCUGUUAAUGGUUGUUUUUUGUCUUCUGAUGUGUGAGAGCCUAGGACCCUUACAUUGUCAUUGUGUCAUAAUUAACAACCUCUGAAUUCUUAAUAAAACAUUUUGUGUUUUCCAUGGAAGAAAGAAAGUCAGGAUGCAGGAACUACACAGUCGGAUGAGUAAAUGGGAUUAUAAAAUGUUAGGUUUACUCUUAAUUGUGUGCUUGAAUUGAAAGUAAGCUGUAAUAAUGUUGACCUGCACCCUGAUUCUUUUUUGAGAAUGCUCUUUUCUUCAUAAAGUUUCAGCUUUGCCUGGAGGACACUCUGUUAGUGAUGUUUGACAGCAUGUGUUGCAGAUCUUUGAGGCUGCGGUCAGCUUGCUUUGUAUCAUAGUGCUUAAAGCCUUAAGAUCACGUGGUGUUAUUACACGGAUUGGCAAGCAGUUCUAGAAAACCACACGUUUGUAUCAUAUGCUUGUGGACACCAGACAGUGAGGAUGCCUCUCCACCCUCUGGCUCCAUGACAUCUCCUGUAUCUUCUAUGCAGAGGAGGAAGGCUGUUCUAUGUCGACUCCUCAGGCUUCAUCAAAGCACUACAGUAAAAUGUCCACGGUCUGCAUGAGUAUAAACUGUGGUCGCUUUUGAGCCAUUUUGACUUGUAAAUAAAAUAGUUUUACAAACC
This is a messenger RNA of Triplophysa dalaica, 1882 nucleotides long. RefSeq names its product cAMP-regulated phosphoprotein 19a (gene arpp19a). The record is from RefSeq and is a predicted model, not a curated record. Gene Ontology annotation, molecular function: protein phosphatase inhibitor activity. The coding region runs from base 115 to 450 and encodes 111 amino acids. NCBI's taxonomy places the organism in Eukaryota, Metazoa, Chordata, Actinopteri, Cypriniformes, Nemacheilidae. Gene Ontology annotation, cellular component: cytoplasm. The transcript has 3 exons.